AUGGAUCGCUCUAACAAACCGUCCGCCAUCGGCGUGAGCGGAUCUCUUCCCCAGCCCUCCGUCUCCGUCAAGGAUACCACCAUUGAAGCCAGCUUGCCAUCCGGCGAGUCCGUGACUGUUUACCUGUACGGCGCCACCGUUACCUCGUGGAAGGCCAACGGGCAGGAACAGCUGUUCCUGAGUGAGAAGGCCCAUCUGGACGGCUCCAAGCCUAUCCGUGGUGGCAUUCCGCUCGUCUUCCCGGUUUUCGGUCCUCCCCCGCAGAACCAUGCCACCUCGACCCUGCCUCAACAUGGCUUCGCGCGUAACUCCACCUGGGAGUUCCUGGGCAAGUCCUCGUCGGACUCUGGACCUAGCGAUCUUGCCGUCAAGCUGGAUUUUGGUCUCACCCAUAACAUGCUGAGCGAGGAGUUCCGGAAGGCUUGGCCGUAUGAGUUCGGCCUUGUUUACAGUGUCACCCUGUCGAAGGACGGACUGGCGACCUCCCUGCAUGUCACCAACGAGGGCAAGCAGAACUUCGAGUUCCAGGUCCUGAUGCACACCUACCUGAAGGUUGCAGACAUCUCCGACAUCCGCGUGAAGAACCUAGAGUCCAAGACCUACGUCGACAAGGUCCGCAACGCGACUUCCCACACCGAAGCCUCCAACGCCCUACCCAUCACCGAAGAGGUCGACCGUGUUUACCAAGACCUGAACCCUGAAAAGCCGAUUGUCGUGUCCUCCGCUUCCGAUGGCAAGCCCUUGUUCUCGAUCACACGGGAGGCACUGACCGACGUCGUGGUCUGGAACCCGUGGAUUGAGAAGGCCAAGGGUAUGGCCGACUUCAGUCCCGAUGAUGCAUACAAGAACAUGAUCUGUGUCGAGGCCGGCUCUGUGUCUGCUUGGCAGACUCUGGAGGCGGGUGACUCCUGGGAGGGUGGCCAGAGCAUCAAGUCGCGGCUGUAA
Messenger RNA from Penicillium cinerascens, 945 nucleotides. RefSeq names its product D-hexose-6-phosphate mutarotase. Gene Ontology annotation, molecular function: carbohydrate binding; isomerase activity. The transcript is spliced from 3 exons. Gene Ontology annotation, biological process: carbohydrate metabolic process. The coding region runs from base 1 to 945 and encodes 314 amino acids. The record is from RefSeq and is a predicted model, not a curated record. Lineage: Eukaryota; Fungi; Ascomycota; Eurotiomycetes; Eurotiales; Aspergillaceae.